This is a messenger RNA of Talaromyces amestolkiae, 1110 nucleotides long. RefSeq lists its product as uncharacterized. The transcript has a single exon. NCBI's taxonomy places the organism in Eukaryota, Fungi, Ascomycota, Eurotiomycetes, Eurotiales, Trichocomaceae. The coding region runs from base 1 to 1110 and encodes 369 amino acids. The record is from RefSeq and is a predicted model, not a curated record.
AUGUACGGCGAGAGACCCGUGAUCUUCGGCGGCGUGCCGGAUGUGCUCUUCCUGAUCCUGAGCAUGGGCGAUGCAUCAACCAUCCCCGUGCUGUGUCUCCUCAACAAGGCUACCUACGAAACCAUCAAAUCCCAUGAGGCAUUUCUAUGCACAUCGUACCUGCGACUCCACGAUUUUAAUCCGCCCUUGGACAAAAUCCUCACCAUGGACCCAUACACCGGCCAUAGAGCGCCGCUCAGUUUUGUCAAUUUGCAGAAAUUCGUGUUUCGAAGGCAGACGGMCCUGAUGUUAGCUUCGCGGGUUGCUCGCUCGGGUUGGGGCGCUUGGUGGGCGAUCAAAGGUGGUGCCGGGGAGAUGGAUGCAGAGGCAGAGAUGUUUCGACAACGCGUGGAAAGGGGAUUGUACGUCAUGUUUCACAUGUCGGAUAUCGCCCGAGACGUCGAGCGGAUCAAGUUACGACCGCAUAGAGUUGCGUGCAGCAUUUAUCGAGUCUUAUUGUUGAACUGGCUGCCUUGCGUACGAUUCGAGGCAACGGGAAACUCUCGCAAUUGGUGGUUCCCUCGACACAUGUCCCAUAUCUAUGUGGUUUUAUUACGAAUGACGCAGCAGCGCGAAAUUGGAAAGCAGAGAUGGCGAUUUCGCCAAAUGCUUGAUCUCGAAAGACGGGUCGAUUUUCACAUUGCGUUACAAAUGUUGCGCCAGUUUUUGGAGACCAUCAUCUUCGCGCAUUGUCCAGAUGACGACGCGAGUAUCAGCAGUUUAGGUAGCGAGGACGUCGACAUCACGAACUGGUUUCUCCUUCGACAAGGCGCACAUUCACUGGAAGAGAUAUUCCUUGAGCUCCCCGAUCGAGACUGUUGCAGCAUCGAAGAUCGUGCCCGGAAACAGCAAGAUGGCGUGCCGCCUGUAUGCGACUACUCCGAAGCGUUGAAGGAAUACUGGGAUGCGCGCAAUGGCGACGAAACUGUUGACUGCAAACAGUGCGAAGCGUGGCUGAGAAGUUCGAGUACGCAGAGCAUCCUCAACGACUUUUUCGGGUUACAUGCGCUCGAUCUCGGCAAGGAGUGGGUUCGACAGAUGCGCGGAGAAGGCGAGCUUUUUGAAGGAUAA